UCUGUCUAUUCAUCUAGAGUUAUUGAAUUGAUUCUCAGGGUGGGGAUACGGCUCGUCGGGGUCUCCGAUUGGCGACACUGGUGUGCAAAGUGAGAGUCCAGGUAGUGCCUAUUGAGGCACGAGGAGCUGACAAUAGAAGGAAGAGGGGGCUACUCUGUAUUCACUAGGCUAGAGGUAUUUAUCUAGCAUCUGCUAAGGGGUCGGGCUCCUGGCGGGUGAUGGACUUUAUCUUCUGAGAUCGUCUGCUCUGUUCUCUCAUGAGCUGGUAACAGGCAUUAUGGAGUUCAUAGAUACAGUCAGUGAACUACAAGCUCUGCCCGGCGGGUUGCACCUGCUGUGCCCGCGUCAGGACGACGGUGACCUUUGCCGAUACGAGGAUGCGAACGAGGUGAACGAAACGGGCCGCAAUGUCGGGGAAUUGAUCGAGGAGGCCAAGACGCGCCGGGAGAAGUUCGUCUCGUGCAUGCGGAUCCUGGCGUACAGUGAGGAGGCGGCGGAGAAGGUGCAGCGCUGGCUACGCGAGAAGAUCGACGAGAGCCUGGAACGCUGCGAGCUGUGUAUCAAGCAGUACUACAUGGGCAAGAUCUGGUUGUUGGAGCAGUUGAAGGAGAGCUACGAGGAGGAGGAGACGGACCGGUUUGCCCGCAUGCUGGACGAGUGGGAUAUCCAGCGCAUCACGAGGAACCUCGCCGUGGCGACUGCCACGUUGAGACCCCUGCCCCGCCAGGAGAUCGGACUCCAUGUUCUCGACAGGGCUUCAUUGCUGGCCAUCUUCGAGACCCUGAGCUGUGAAGCCAUGCUCCGUGACGACGAGCUGCUGCGCGCCCAUUUCGAUGAGCCCUUUGAGCUGAUUCAGUCCAAGCGGAGCCUCAAGGUUUCCGAUUACAUCCCCGCCAUCUCCCGCUUCUUGUUCGACCCCGUCCAGCUUCGCAAUUUCUGGGCCUUCAAUGUCUGGUCGCGGUACGCACGCCCCCCGACCACCGAGGAGUUUGACUGGGCAAUCAAGGAAGGCCUGCUUGACGCUCUGCGGGUCGCCUCACAACACCAGCAGCAGCAGCAACCACAACCACAACAAUCACAACAACAACAACAGCCGCCGCCGCAACUGGUGGCUAUCCAGAGACUCUGGCGUGGGAUGACCCUGAUCGUCAAGAGAUUGGAUAAAGAUCAGAUCACGCAUAAUCUGCGAGCGUUGGAGAUCGACCCUGUCCGCUUGUCGGUGGAGCACCUAGCGAUACCCACGCCGGGACUGAAGUACUUGCUCAAUACCAUCCAGCUCCUUCUUGAAAAGGCUCCCGGUGAUUUCUGGGUGGCCAUGCACACCAUCGCGCCUCACCUUAUCCUGGAGCAGGUCUUCAACAAUUACCAAUUCCGCGCCUUCCUCCGGGACACCGCGGAGGAUGAGCCCUAUGAAAAGUCUGCGUUGAAGGAUAUGUUGUCGUGGAUAAAGCCGUUCAUGGCAUCCUUGACGGUUGCCCAGCGGAAUGCUGCCUGUCGGAUCCUGCUCAAGCAUCUGCUGGGUAUUGCCCAAGAUGAACGCUACGCAUAUCUGGUCCGGUAUCACUGCUUUGAUGUUUCCUUGGACACUCUACUACAGUUGCUGCGGCAUUUUACAGACAACGAAUCCUCGAGAGGAUCGGUUGGUCGCAUCACCUUGUCCGAGGCGUUGGAGCUGGUCAGCGAGAAUAUCAUCACCAUUAUCAACCCUCCGCACCUUUACAUCGAGAAGAGCCGGCAGGAAGCCCUCUCGGCGCUUUGUAUGGAUGUGAUUCGUAACACGCUGGCCCUAGAAUGUCAGUCCCUCAAGAGUGAUUACGAAACUAUCCUCAAAGAGGACGAACUACAUCAUGGUGUCAGCACCUACUCGGCUAAGAUUUGGGACGCGGUCGUCUUGCACUUGCACGAGGACAACCUGCCACUCUCCACAGCUGCCCUCCUCGGCAUCCUGCCCCUCGUGGGUCUCGAGAGGUUCGCUCGGGAUUCGACCAAAGAAGAGGCCAAUUUCAACGACAUUUAUGAUCACCUGACACACCUCUCCUGCCAGAUCAUCGAGCGCCUGGCCGACUUCAAGCCAGAGCACCUGAACGACUUGUUCAAGAGCCAGGACACAUGCAGUGCUCUGGUCUCCGCCCUGUUUUCCGCCGAUCCCAACACCUACCAAGCGGCCGUCGAUCUCAUCAAGAACAUGAGCGGUCAGUCGGCUCGCAGAGACGCCAUCUCGCAUCUGCUGCAGACGUUCUUCAGCACCACCAUGUACGGGCUGACCUGGUCCUUCCGCCGCAUAUCCAAUAUGAAGACAUUUGCAUCCGCCCCGCGAAUGAUCUACACCGGCACAGACAUCGUGGAUAUCCUGUGCAAUAGCCAGACUGGUCUGCUGCGAACCCGUAAGCUGAUCAAUCGCCGGGAAAUCCUGUCGCUGCAGAAACUCUGGGAGUAUCUCUGGCAGGCUGUGACGACAAUCUUCGACGAGACCGAAUCCUGGCAUCGACGAGGCAACCACAAAAACACCAUGCUGGAGUUCUGUCGAGACACUAUCCAGUUCGCCGAACUCCUGUUCAGCCAAUUCGAGAUCCUCAUCAGUGCCGUCAUCGACGCGGACCCGAAUCAAUCCCAGACGGCCCGAGAGGUCUUCCUCAAAUUCCCGACCUCGGCCCUGAAUGGAAUGGUCAAAUGGCUCCGCCUCAAGGAUGAAUACCUGGCGACCACCCUCACAAGCGUGCUCUGCAGCAUCCUUGCUCGUCUCGGCGAACUCAAGGUGACGACGGUCAACAAAGGUGCCCUAGAAUACAUUGAGGGGGUCGCUUACAGGGGCACCGUCCGGACCAUCAUUCUCGAUACCGACAAGGCAAAGCUCGUCAAGUCCCUGGAAACCUACUAUGGACGACCCAUUGUCACUGCCGUCACGGCUUCAUCCAAGAAGCAGAGCCAUAUCACGGAUUUCGCCAAGGCGGCGGAUGCCUCCUCAACGUCGGGCGUAUCCAGACUCCCCAGCGAGGAGUUUGAAGACUCAGAAGCCUUUGACGAUGUCAUCAUCGGUCUCUCGAGCGCUGUAGAAUUGAACAAGAAACGACGUGCAGCCGAGGCCAAGGAGCGAGCGGAGAGGGCCGCCCGAGCUGCUCCUGGUGGUAUCUCUCGCCCCGCUACCCCUGUGCUUGUGAAGCCAAAGGCGAGCGUUUUGUCCUUCCGCGAAAAGCGUGAAAGGGAGAAGGAGGAAAAACGGAAGCGUGACCUGGCCAUGGUGGCCAACAUGAAGAAGGGUCUUGCUGGUGUUGCGGAGCAAACCGCUGAACAAGGGUCCGGGUUAAGAGGCAUUGGUAUCCGGGGCAAAGACCACACGCCUGUUCAGGAGAGUAUGAUGGUCUCCUCCGAAUCGGAGAAUGAAUCAGACUCGGAGGAUGAAAUUGAGCAACUGGUGCGAGGUAAAGGACGGACCCAGCCCGAUGCCGUCAAGGAGUACGAAGAGAGCAAGAAGCGCUCUCUCAAGCAGCAAGGCCCCGUGAAGAAGACCAAGCAGAUCCGCUCUGCGAAUGACAUGCGGGCUCGACUGGCGCCGGACCUCUCCUCCCUACACCGCACCCUGCUCGGCUGGGAUUUCUUUGCAAACGGUGAUCUCCCACCACACUCCGGGCGCACCGACUACAGUCUGGUAUCGAAUACAUUUGGCACCGUCCAAGAGUACCAGAGGACUUUCGAGCCCCUUUUGAUUCUUGAAGCAUGGCAGGGCUUCCAGGCUUCCAAGGAGGAAGGAACCUUCAAGCCGUUCGAAAUCAAGGUGGCCACUCGUCUCACCCUGGACUCGUUCGUCGAAGUCAAUGUCACCAUGCCCUUGCCUGACGUCAAGGACUUGGGCCUGGGAGAAGCCGACAUUGUGCUCCUGUCCAAAUCGCGGACCCCCGCCACCGACUCUGCAGCGCCGCACUGUCUGGCUCGGGUCUCUUCCAUCAACCGUAAGAAGGGAUCCGUUGAGCUCUCCUUUCAGGUCAACCCGGGCAACUCCCUCAUGAGCUCGUUUGCCCCCAACGUCACUAUCUGGGGUGUGAAGAUCACCUCACUGACUCCGUUGGAGCGCGAGUAUGGAGCGCUUAUGGGUCUCAAAUUCUACGAUCUUUGCACGGAGAUCACCGAGGCCAAGCCGUCUCCCAUCCUCCGCUACGCCGAUGCAACCCUGAAACCGCUUGCUGAUAACUACAGCGUGAAUCCCGCCCAGGCCAAGGCCAUCAAAUCCGCUCUGGAUAACGACGGUUUCACUCUGAUCCAGGGUCCGCCCGGUUCGGGAAAAACCAAAACAAUCGUGGCCCUUGUAGGAGGUCUAUUAAGCGGCUCCCUGGUCGACCAGGGUGUCGCCAUUGCUCGACCUACCACCACCACUACCACCACUACCACCGUAGUAGGCCACCAUCGGCCCGCUGGAAAGCCUGCCACCAACAAGAAGCUUCUUGUCUGCGCACCUAGUAAUGCAGCGGUGGAUGAGCUGGUGAUGAGACUGAAGGAGGGUGUAAAAACCCUGAGCGGGCGACACGAGAAGCUGUCUGUCCUCCGCCUGGGUCGUAGCGAUGCCAUCAACGCCAACGUGCUCGACGUGACGCUGGAUGAGCUGGUCAAUAGUCGACUCAACCAGAACGGCCGCAAAGGUCCGCAAGAACGAGACCUGCAAAAGAUCUACAUGGAACACAAAGCGGCCGAUACCGCAUUCAAGGAGACUCGCGCCCGAUUAGAUGAAUGUCGCGCCAAGGGCUUGCCUGUCCCCGAAGAAUUGGCCCGCGAGUUUGACCUGACAAAGAAGAAACGUACCCAGCUGAGUCUGGAGGUCGACAACGCGCGGGACAAGAACCACACGGCGGCUCGCGAUGCGGAAUUGACGCGCCGUCGCAUCCAGCAGGAGAUCAUUGACGGGGCGCACGUCAUCUGUGCCACCCUCAGCGGCAGUGGCCACGAGAUGUUCCAGAGUCUAAACACCGUGUUCGAGACGGUCAUCAUCGAUGAAGCGGCACAGUCGAUUGAACUGGGCGCACUGAUCCCGUUGAAGUACGGGUGUACCAAGUGCAUUCUGGUCGGUGAUCCGAAGCAGCUGCCUCCUACGGUCUUGUCCAAGGUCGCAUCCAGGUUUCAAUACGAGCAGAGUCUGUUCGUCCGUAUGCAGGCCAACCACCCGAAUGACGUGCAUCUCCUCGACACACAGUAUCGAAUGCACCCGGAGAUCAGCCGCUUCCCCAGUGCGGCGUUCUACGAUGGCCGCCUGCAGGACGGGCCCCAGAUGGCGCAGCUACGUACGCGGCCGUGGCAUCAGAGCGAGCUGCUGAGCCCUUACCGGUUCUUCGACGUGCAGGGCUUGCACCAGAACGCGGCCAAGGGCCACUCGCUGGUCAACCUGGCCGAGCUGCGGGUCGCCAUGCAGCUGUAUGAGCGCCUCACGACGGACUUCCGGGGAAUCAACUUUGCGGGCAAGAUCGGUAUCAUCACCCCGUACAAGGGCCAGCUGCGGGAACUGAAAUCGCGCUUCGCAGCCAAGUAUGGAAACUCCAUCCUCACCACGGUCGAUUUCAACACGACCGACGCCUUCCAGGGUCGCGAAAGCGAGGUCAUCAUCUUCUCGUGUGUGCGCGCCUCGAACAAGGGCAUCGGUUUUCUGGCUGACAUCCGUCGUAUGAACGUCGGUCUGACCCGUGCUAAAUCCUCGCUAUGGGUCCUGGGUAACUCGCAGUCGUUGGUGCAGGGCGAAUUCUGGAACGGCCUCAUCACAGACGCUCGGGCCCGGAACGUGUACACGGAUGGCGAUGUUCUCCAGAUCCUGCAACGGCCUCAGUUCACUGGCUACAAGAAUGUGGAGAUGGCAGGCACAGACCUUUCCGCCGCUGAACAGGAACCGUCGCCCUCUGUGUCUGUGUCGGUCUCGGCCUCGGCUUCGGCUAGAAACACCCCUCCUACCGCCCCCUUGCCGGAUGGACCCUCCGGGGGAGCCCACGGCCUCGAUGAAACUCGCAUGUGUGGGAUCUGUGGCAGCGCAGCCCACAUGACACAUCGCUGCGACAACGUGGAGGCCAAAGAAGCUGCGCGCGGGACUUGUCAUCGGUGCGGGACUGUCGGGCAUAGCCGGUUCAACUGUACCAAGGAGCGCUGCCUCGAGUGCGGCCAAUUCGGGCACUCCCCGCACGAAUGCCAGUUCACGCGUCCUCUCUCCAAGCGCGAGAAGGGGAUGAUCAGUAAGGAGGAGUAUCGACACGCCCAGCUUCAGAAGCAAAGGGUUGAACGCCAACGGGAAAGACAACUGGGCGGCCACGACCCCAAGGUACCUGUGCUACAGGUGACGACCGGCGACGACAAGUCUCAUGUCAGUACCACCACCACCACCACCACCACAGCUCCUCCCAAACGGAAACGCAGCGAUUCUCCCACUCAGGAGGGUGCGGCUGCUGCUCCUUCGCGCAAUUCCAAACAUCCCAAGCCCGGGAACCAGCCGCCCAAGGGCCCGCGGUACAACAAACUCGAUGCGAAGCCGCCCCCGACGGCCGGCGACCUGGUGAAGCCGUCGCGCGAUGGACCAGCGUAUGCUCCUCUGGCUUCGCCCGCCAACCAGCCGCCCACUGGUCCGCGGGCGCCGUCAGCAAAUGGACCACCUCGACCGGGCUCGCGACCAGGCAAUGGGAUGCAGCCUCGCCCCCCUCCCCCAUUCCGCAAGAAGAAGGAGACUGACCCGUUCAUCCGGCCCAAGAGGCGAUAAAACGAUGCAUCUACAUUUUAUUUUCUUUGUCUUAUCAGUCAUAUCAGUCAGCAUUAGCAUCAACAGGCGUUGAAGAGUUUCUUUUUUCUUUUUUCUUUUUUCUUUUUUUCUUUUCUUUACAUCUGCCCCUGUUAUUUGUAUGAGCUAGACGAC
This is a messenger RNA of Penicilliopsis zonata CBS 506.65, 6871 nucleotides long. RefSeq lists its product as hypothetical. Gene Ontology annotation, cellular component: nuclear body. The record is from RefSeq and is a predicted model, not a curated record. Lineage: Eukaryota; Fungi; Ascomycota; Eurotiomycetes; Eurotiales; Aspergillaceae. Bases 278 to 6718 code for a protein of 2146 amino acids. Gene Ontology annotation, biological process: termination of RNA polymerase II transcription. The transcript has 3 exons. Gene Ontology annotation, molecular function: zinc ion binding; transcription termination site sequence-specific DNA binding; helicase activity.